AUGACAGGCAUGAAGCGAUCGACACGGGCGCUGCUCUUGCUGGGAGCGAUGGGUGCCCUCUAUAGCCAGGCCUUCGUGCCCGGCCGCCGAGCGGUGCUCUCGGGCGGUCUCCUAGGUGCACUGAGUCUGUCGGAGUCCGCGAAGGCGGCGGACUUCUUCGGCAUCCCGAGCAUCCCGGGGCCCUUUGAGAUGAACCCCAACGACGCCGUGGUCAUCGGAGAUGCCAAAGACCCCAAGAUCCUGGAAGCAAGGAAGAAGGUGGAAGCAUUGCAAGCGCAGGCGGAGGAGGCUUUGGCCAAGCUUGAGAAGGACCCACAGGCGGACCUCGCCUACAUGAUCCAGGACUUCGGCAUCGGAGAGCUGCGCCUGGCCACCAACGCCAUCAACGACAUCAUGGACGACAAGACUGCAGCAGCCACGCAGCGCUGGCAGCGUCUCAUGAUUCAGGCGAAGUACCAGUGGGAGAUCGACGUUCCUUUCCCAACCACCAAGAAGGGAGAGGAAAGACCUCGCGGAGAGAAGCGAAAUGAUCGUAUCAAAGAGUCCUUGAAGAAGUACCUCACUGCCUCCAAGGAGCUGCUCAAGUUCUUCUAG
Messenger RNA from Durusdinium trenchii, 594 nucleotides. The record is from the annotation of a GenBank genome assembly. NCBI's taxonomy places the organism in Eukaryota, Dinophyceae, Suessiales, Symbiodiniaceae.